GUCUGACCAUAAACACCAAAUGAAACCGAAAUCUGUGGAAGUACUUUGCGUUUAAAAGCGUCUUUAUAUACAUAAUUUUUACGGAAAGUAUGGACCGAUAUUUAUAAAGGACUAUGUGGGGAAAGUGGAACCUAUGGAAAAUAAAUCACUGGAUGUCUCUAUGAAGGCAGAUAAAACACGACUGCUGGAAUGACCUAAAUCUGAAUCCGAGAGACAUUGCACAAUGUCUGCGAUAACAAGUAUACUUGCAUUCACUGUUCUGUUUAACCUAGUGUUAUGCAUGGAAAUACCUGCCCCGGAACAUCUAAACCUGUCGUCCAAAUAUUUUGUCCACUUGUUGUCUUGGAAAAUGGGGCCAGGCUGUCCUGAUGGUGUCCACUACUCAGUCAGAAUAAAAACUCUCAGUGGGAGUAUGGUGGUGGUGAAGGCCUGUGAAAAUGUGACAUCCCCUUUACUAUGUAAUCUUACAGAAGCCUUUUCAAAUGUGGAGGAAACCUAUUACAUUAAUGUGUCUGCCGCUCUAGGCAGCCAUAUGUCACCAAAUUCCUCCUGUGGCCCAUUCAAACCCAUUCAUAACACUAUUUUAGAGCCACCACUAGUGACAAUCACAGUCUGUAAUCAAUCACUGUGUGUAAGUCUCAGAGCACCUGCUGAGAAGUUCUCCAGCAUUUACAAGUCAUUCAAGUAUAGACUGAUGGUCAGCAGUGAAGAUGGAACAGAGUUUCCUGUGGAUAUGGAAGGGUUAGAGAAUGUAACCCUUAAGUACCUGGCCCCUGGCCAAAGGUACUGUGUGACUGUCAGUAUCAUUGAUCGAAGCCCACCCAACAGACCACCAGUAUGUGCCUCAACCCCUAAAACAGCAAAUGUUUCAGAUGCAGUUAUCUCUGUCAUUGUUUGUCUGCUGAUGGUGAUAUUAAUGAUGUGCACUCCAAGACUUGUUGUUCACUUCUUUUGUCUAAAAGCAGAUCUUCCAGCCGUUCUGGACUCGUAUAAGGGUAUAAAUAAUGUUAUUUUUAUCCCUGUUGGUGAACCUAUCAGCGCCCUCUAUGAGGAGAAAGGCAGACUGGAAAAAGAGAUUGAAGGAGAGGCAGAGGAGGAUCUGAAAUAUGAAAAACUUGUGGACCUUUAUCAGACCUUUCAGGGUUCCCCUCUCUCUAUUUUUCCAGUGUCAUCUAGUUCGGAUUUGCUUAUGAAUCAAAGUCCAGAUAAACAGCUGUGCUCCACCUCUUCCAUAAAUGCUCAGAAUUGUCGUUUGAUAGAGUACGAAGGCAGUCGUGUCCAUACUGAGCCAGCUGAACCAACAGCCUCUCCUAGGUGCGAACACUCUGCGCAAGGAACAACUCCACCUCAGAGCUUAUGUUCUGUUGUCCCCCUUGCUUUGGAAAAGCACGACAGUGAAAACAGUACAGAUGUAAACCUGUUUUCUGUGAGGCUAGGAGGAUUUUUAGCAGGGCAACACAAAGUUGAUCCUGAUAAAACCUGCAGGACUAAAGAUGAGCUGGGAUCAUAUCCUCAGAGCCCAGAAGAGACUGCUGUAAAGGGACCUACCUGGAUUUCUGAUGAACGGUCUCAAAACUCUGAAGAUGAGGAUGAAUAUUCAGGGUAUUUAAGUCGAAAUUAAUUUGUUGGAGAAAAUAUACAUUUUACUCGUAUUACUUGGUGACACGAGAAUAUAAAAGCUGCUUUAUAUGCACUGUAUUUUAUACUGUAUUUGUCUUUUUUAUAUGCAUUAAAUUCUAAUGGUGGUAUAACAAAAUUAUCCAUAACUGUAUUGCUCAUAUUUGUCUGAGCGAGGAGAUAGUGUUCCAAGAAUCACUAGCAAGUUUCCAUUCAUUUCAUUUUUCAUUCACAUUUUCUGUAUUUGCUUAAAUAAAUCAUUCUGUUACUUACAAGGAAAAUGUAUGUGUUGGCUAGGCAUUUGAACAUUUCAUCUUAGAAUGUGUCUGUGCAACAAACAUCUUUCUGUUGUUACUGAAGAUAUAUCACACAUUCACCAUUAAA
Molecule: messenger RNA, 2001 nt
Organism: Danio aesculapii
Lineage: Eukaryota; Metazoa; Chordata; Actinopteri; Cypriniformes; Danionidae
Gene: crfb2
Product: cytokine receptor family member b2
Exons: 7
Coding region: 224-1621 (465 amino acids)
Molecular function (GO): protein binding
Source: RefSeq, a predicted model, not a curated record